AUGAGGAGAGGCACUAAGUUAACGCUGGUCUAUGGAGCCCUUUUUUUCCUCUAUAUUUACAAAGGAGUUAAGUGUGACAAAUUGUAUAAAAUUGGGGCAGAUUCUAUUCCAUGUUCAGAAUGCAAGAAUGCACAAGAAUGUAAUGCAUGCUUAUUUGAAGAAAAUGAAUCACCCCAUGCGAUUCAUCUAAAGUUAAACAAAAGCAAAGAAAAUGAUCACAGCAAUUUGAAAAAGCAUCACGAUUCAUUAAAACUAGGAAAUGUAAAGUAUUAUGUUAAUAGAGGUGAAGGAAUAUCAGGGAGUUUGGGAAAUUCCUUCGGAAAUACAUUAGAAGACAUUGAUAAUAUUAACGAAGAAAUUAAAAAUAGGAAAGAACAGGACUUGAGGAGUAAGAACUUUUUGGACGUUACUAGUUAUAAAGAGGAGAAAUUAUCUGAUUAUUUUGUGGGUAUUCAAACUCAUGCAAAUUUAAAUGGGAACGAAGAGGAGGAGAAAACGCAUGGAUAUGAGCCAGAAAAAGCGGACAAUAAAGUAGAAGAAAAAGUAGAGAAAAAGGUGGAGAAAAACGUAGAGAAAAAAGUGGAGAAAAACGUAGAGAAAAAAGUGGAGAAAAACGUAGAAAAAAACUUUAUCGAUUUGAAAGGAAAAAAUGCAAUUGUUGAGCAUACUGAAGAAAAUAUUUUUUUGGUACCUCUGAAGCAUCUUAGAGACAGCCAAUUUGUGGGAUCAUUACAAGUGGGUGUGCCUCCGCAAGAGAUUCAUCCCAUUUUUGAUACUGGAAGUACAAAUUUAUGGGUAGUAACAACCAACUGUGAGGAAAAAUCAUGCAAAAAAGUAAACAGAUACAAUCCUCACAAGUCAAAAACGUUUAGAAGAUCAUUCAUAGGGAAAAAUUUGCAUAUUGUUUUUGGUUCAGGUUCUAUUUCAGGAUCAAUAGGAAAAGAGACUUUUGUGUUAGGAGAUCAUACAGUACGUAAUCAAACAUUUGGUUUAGUGGAAAGUGAAUCUAAUGACAGUUUAAAUGGAGAUAACAUUUUUGAAUACAUUGAUUUCGAAGGAAUAGUUGGACUGGGAUUUCCAGCAAUGUUAUCAGCAGGAAAAAUAUCUUUUUUCGAUAAUUUACUCAAUCAGAAUAAGAAUUUAUCUCCUCAGUUUUCUUUUUAUAUAUCUCCUUAUGAUAAUACAUCUACAUUUAUAGUUGGAGGGAUAAGCAAAUCUUUUUAUGAAGGUUCUAUAUAUAUGUUACCUGUCACUAAAGAAUACUAUUGGGAAGUCGAUUUAGAUGCAAUAUAUGUUGGAAAUAAAAAAAUAUGUUGUGAUGAAAAAAGCUAUGUAAUAUUUGAUACAGGUACAUCAUACAAUACUAUUCCCAGUGCGCAAAUAAAAAAUUUUUUUCAAGAAGUUCCAUCUAUACCAUGUACGGAAGGAAAUUAUGAAGAACAUUUAAAAUCCUACCCAGUUAUUAAAUAUGUUUUUGGUGAUUUGGUAAUUGAGUUAUUACCACAUGAAUAUAUGAUUCUUAAUGAAGACGUUUGUAUGCCAGCCUACAUGCAAAUAGAUGUGCCUUCAGAAAAGAAUCAUGCAUACCUACUUGGUAGUAUUGCUUUUAUGAGACAUUACUACACAGUGUUUGUACGAGGAGUGGAUAACAAGCCAUCCAUGGUUGGCAUAGCCAAGGCCAGAGUGGCCGAAGAGAAGUUAUGA
Plasmodium gonderi is the source of this 1704-nucleotide messenger RNA. RefSeq names its product aspartyl protease. The coding region runs from base 1 to 1704 and encodes 567 amino acids. Gene Ontology annotation, molecular function: aspartic-type endopeptidase activity. NCBI's taxonomy places the organism in Eukaryota, Apicomplexa, Aconoidasida, Haemosporida, Plasmodiidae. Gene Ontology annotation, biological process: proteolysis. The transcript has a single exon. The record is from RefSeq and is a predicted model, not a curated record.